CAAAAAAACGAACUGCUCGUGAAAAUGUCGGGUCGCGGAAAUUUGCUUAAUUUAUUUAGUAAAAGAACUCGCUCUUCGGAAAUUUCUUCAUCUAGUGAAGAUCAUGAAAAUGACAGCGGGUUUGAUGUUGCACACUCUGCUUCAAGUGGAGAAAUUCAUCGACAUUCUGAGAAGAUCAUUGAAAGCGAUUUAUUAAAAACUGUUCAAAACUUAGACAUAUCCGUCGGUCGUGGACGAGCACAGUUAAUACAACAUUUUAAAAGUAAUGACACUAAAUUGGGAGGAAGUAAUGAUGAGACUUCUUGCUCCAUUCGUUCGAAAGACACAAAUAAUGACGACGAAUCAACCUCUAGCUUGGAAAAUUUGAAACUAAAAAACUUUGGAACGAACAUAGUUCAUGGUUCUAAAGGUUCCUCUGUUAUGUUAUCAUGUAACUACAUUGAACUAAAAACUGACCAAAAUAAGGGAGUGUAUCAUUAUGAAGUAAGAUUUCUCCCCGCUGUGGACUCGGUUCAUUUAAGAGUUAAAUAUUUAAAUGAACAUAUGGAUAAGCUUGGAGGAACAAAAACUUUCGAUGGCAAUACUUUGUAUUUACCAAUUUUAUUAGAAAACCAGAUGACCGUUUUUGGUUCCAAAACCAUGGAUACGGAGGUAGAGAUUCGAAUUUUGUUUAAAAAAAAGGAGCCUUACAAGAAUUGCUUACACUUGUAUAACAUUUUAUUUGAUCGUAUUAUGAAAACAUUAAAUUAUGUUAGAUUCGAUCGGAAACAGUACGAUCCCACAAGUCCCAAAGUUAUCCCGCUGGCAAAGUUAGAAGUUUGGCCGGGAUAUGUAACAGCUGUUGAUGAAUUGGAAGGAGGCUUAAUGCUCUGCUGUGACGUAUCUCAUCGUAUUCUUUGUCAGAAAACCGUCUUGGAUAUGCUAAUCGAAAUAUACCAACAAAACGCAAGAAGUUAUCAAGAACUUGCUAAAAAAACAUUAAUUGGAAAUAUUGUUUUAACAAGAUAUAAUAAUCGAACUUAUAAAAUAAGCGAAGUUUGUUUCGAUCAAAGUCCUCAAUCUGUAUUUUACAGAAAAAACGAACCUACGAGUUACUUGCAAUAUUAUAAGCAAUACCAUAAUAUAAACAUUAAAGACAUUAAUCAACCAUUACUUGUGAGCAUAAAAAAGACACGAGGAACUCCAGAGGAUGCAGAAAACAUAGAAUUUCGCUUAAUUCCUGAACUCUGUUAUCUCACAGGGCUGCGCGAUGAAGUUCGUUCUGAUAAUAAACUUAUGCGUGAAAUCGCUACAUAUACAAGAGUCACUCCAAAUCAAAGGAAACUAGCACUCGACAAGUUCUAUGAUAAUGUUACCAACACUCCAGCGGCACGAGAAAUUCUUGACCGUUGGGGACUCGCGCUUUCCAGAAACUACAACAAUCUGAAAGGGCGUCAGUUUGAUCCGGAACAAAUUUACUUUGCCAAUAAAGCUGUUUCUGCCGGACAAAAUGCUGAGUUUUCCAAAGAUGCUGUUAAAAAUGAAAUGCUAGAUGUCAUUCACCUGAACAAUUGGAUAAUAAUACAUUUUAAAAAUGAUUUCCGAGCCGCUAUGUCGUUACUAGAUAAUAUGAAACAGUGUUGCCGGCCACUCGGAAUGAAUAUUUCUAAACCGACGAUAAUUUCAUUAGAUCAAGAUCGUAUUGAUGCUUUUAUCGACGCUUUACGUCGGAAUAUCUCAAAAGAAACACAAAUUGUUGUCUGUAUAUGCCCGAAUAGUAGAGAUGAUAGAUAUGCUGCCAUAAAAAAGAUUUGCUGCUCAGAGUUACCUGUACCAUCACAAGUUAUAAAUGCAAGGACAUUAGCUAAUGAGUCAAAAAAUCGAUCUAUUGUCCAGAAAGUUGUAUUACAAAUGAACUGCAAAAUGGGAGGUUCGUUAUGGACGGUAAAAAUUCCAUUUAAAAAUGUAAUGAUUUGUGGCAUUGAUUCGUAUCACGACCCUUCUAAUAAGGGAAAUUCUGUUGCUGCUUUUGUUGCAUCACUUAACGCUUCAUAUACACAGUGGUAUAGCAAAGCUGUCGUACAAACAAAGAAUGAGGAAAUUGUUAAUGGCUUAACUUCAUCCUUUGAAGCGGCUCUGAAAAUAUAUGAAAAGCGAAAUGGCUGUCCUCCAGAUAACGUAAUUAUUUACAGAGAUGGCGUUGGUGAUGGUCAACUCAGUACGUGCUCUAGAUACGAAAUUCCGCAAUUUGCAGCUCUUGGCGGUGGUCGUAUAAAAAUUACAUUUAUCGUAGUUCAAAAACGCAUUAAUACUCGUAUUUUUUCGGGAAGUGGAAAUCAAUUUGGGAAUCCUAUGCCCGGAACCUUAGUUGAUAAACACAUAACUAGAGCGUAUAUGUAUGAUUUUUUUUUGGUUUCCCAAAUGGUUCGACAGGGUACAGUCACCCCAACUCAUUUUGUCGUAUUACAAGAUGAUGCUAAAUAUGGACCGGAUAUAAUUCAAAAACUAAGCUAUAAGCUGUGUUUCUUAUAUUAUAAUUGGGCCGGAACUGUCAGGAUUCCGGCGUGUUGUAUGUAUGCUCAUAAGUUGGCGUACCUAGUUGGACAAAGUAUUCAGAGGAAUGUGGCAGAUACCUUAUCGGAGAAACUGUUUUAUUUAUAAAUGGUCGUAAACAUUAAAAAGUAAUAAGUAUUAAGUAAAUAAGUAAAAUGUAAU
This is a messenger RNA of Drosophila guanche, 2694 nucleotides long. RefSeq names its product protein argonaute-3. Gene Ontology annotation, cellular component: P granule. Gene Ontology annotation, biological process: regulatory ncRNA-mediated gene silencing. Lineage: Eukaryota; Metazoa; Arthropoda; Insecta; Diptera; Drosophilidae. The record is from RefSeq and is a predicted model, not a curated record. The transcript is spliced from 8 exons. Gene Ontology annotation, molecular function: protein binding; piRNA binding. Bases 25 to 2640 code for a protein of 871 amino acids.